GUAUGAAGAAAUGUAUGAUAAAUUAAAAGAUUUUCAUACCCGAACAGGACAUGGGGGAAAUGUGAAGCUUCGCUUGGCUUUAAUGAAUAAAUACGCGAUUCCAAGACCAGCAAUAGAAGCUUUCCUGUCAACUUGUUUAUCAUGCAACAGUAAAAAACCAGUAAACCGUAAAUUAGUUAUCAAACCCAUAAUAAGUGAAGAUUUUAAUGAAAGGGGGCAAGUCGAUUUAGUGGAUUUUCAAUCAAAUCCUGAUGGUAAAUUUAGAUGGAUUUUAAAUUAUCAAGACCACAGUACAAAGUUUUUAUCCUUACGACCUCUGGAAUCCAAAAGAGCAAUUGAAGUAGCAAGAAAUUUACUUUCAUUAUUCCUCACUUUUGGGGCUCCAAAAAUCUUACAAAGUGAUAACGGUCGAGAAUUUGUCAACACUAUAAUUACAGAGCUCAAAACUCUGUGGCCUGACUGUGUUAUAGUGCAUGGUCGACCCAGACAUCCCCAAAGUCAAGGUAGUGUAGAACGAAGUAAUCAAGAUAUCGAAAAUAUGUUGAGAGCAUGGAUGGUCGAUAACAAUUCAAAAAAAUGGUCCAUUGGCUUAGAAUUCGUUCAAUUUCAAAAAAAUUGUUCCCAUCAUCGAGUAAUUAAUAGAUCUCCAUAUAAAGCUUUAUUUGGAAGUGACCCGAAAAUAGGUUUAACAACUUCAAAAUUACCAUCAGAAGUUUUGCAAAAAAUAUCAACUGAAGAGGAUUUACUAAUGUAUACUGGAGACUCAGACGAUCCACAUUCCACGAUUAAAAUGAUCACUUCACGUUGUAGUCUUUGUGGCAAUGAAGUAAUAGUGGAAAUCAACUCUGCUAGUGCUAUUGUUUGUAAUUUAUGCAAAAAUAAUGAAAAUAUCAUUCAAUCGAGACAACAAGGAUUAAAAGGCUUACAAAAGGCUGCGGAAAAAAUGUUGAAGAUAAGCAACCUUAAAGUUACUCUAUUUCAAGUUGAAGAUUGUGUUAUAGUUCCAGUUCCUAAGGUGGAUAGAGGUCCAUCAGACUCUGCGAAUAUAAUUGCCAUAGUUACGGAACAAAAAAAUGAGCUAAAUCGUCUAGGAACCAAACACGGGAUAAUUAAAGGAUGGUUCAAUUCUUCGACUCUUCAACCAGCUAAAUCCAAUUUUAUUAACAUGUCAGACGUCAAUAAAGAAAAAGAGUUAAGUCUAAGGGAAAUAGUGGCUCUAACAACGGGAGGACAAGGUUUUCAUAGUUGUAAUUGUAGGGGCAAAUGUGAAACAAAAAAAUGCGCUUGCUUUAAAUCUAGCUUAAAAUGUAAUAGCCGUUGUCAUAAUACUACCCCAUGUUCAAACAAAUAAUAUACU
This is a messenger RNA of Aphis gossypii (cotton aphid), 1357 nucleotides long. RefSeq names its product KRAB-A domain-containing protein 2-like. The record is from RefSeq and is a predicted model, not a curated record. Gene Ontology annotation, molecular function: nucleic acid binding. The transcript is spliced from 2 exons. Bases 11 to 1351 code for a protein of 446 amino acids. Gene Ontology annotation, biological process: DNA integration. Lineage: Eukaryota; Metazoa; Arthropoda; Insecta; Hemiptera; Aphididae.